AUGCAUAUAACUACUGCCACCUCCUCAUUGCUCAGGAGAGCCUCUCGUUCUUCUUCUUCAAGUGCUACAAGCAAACGAAUCUUUUCUUCUCUCUCUAGAAAAACCAUUUGUUGUAAUGGUAGUUCUGCUGUUUCUAGUGCUACUUUUCGCAAUUUGAGUUAUCUGAGGUCCGUCCUGCCGCGGUGGAGCCACGGUGUUGACUGGAAUUCUCCAUCCAGCCUCACCGCUCAGAUCAGACACACCUCUGCUGCUACUCCCCUUUUCAAUCGCAAGAUCGCUACCAUGGCAUCCGAGAACGCUUUCCAGAGAAUCCUUACUAGUCUUCCCAAGCCAGGAGGCGGCGAAUUCGGGAAGUUCUAUAGCCUGCCUUCUCUAAAUGACUCCAGGAUUGAUAAGCUUCCCUACUCCAUUCGAAUCCUUCUUGAAUCUGCAAUUCGUAAUUGUGACGGUUUUCAAGUAACAAAGGAAGAUGUUGAAAAGAUUAUAGACUGGGAAAAUACUUCCCCAAAGUCAGUUGAAAUACCCUUCAAGCCUGCUCGUGUACUCCUGCAGGAUUUCACAGGUGUACCAGCGGUGGUUGACCUGGCUUGCAUGCGUGAUGCUAUGAACAAGCUCGGUAGUGAUUCUAGCAAGAUCAAUCCAUUGGUUCCGGUAGAUCUAGUUAUUGAUCACUCAGUCCAAGUUGAUGUUGCUAGGUCGGAAAAUGCUGUCCAAUCAAAUAUGGAGCUUGAAUUCAAGAGAAACAAGGAGAGAUUUGCUUUCCUUAAGUGGGGAUCUAAGGCCUUCCACAAUAUGCUUGUUGUUCCUCCAGGUUCUGGUAUUGUGCAUCAGGUCAAUCUUGAAUAUCUAGGACGGGUUGUUUUCAGUACUGAUGGAAUGCUCUACCCAGAUAGUGUUGUUGGGACAGAUUCUCAUACAACCAUGAUUGAUGGUUUAGGAGUUGCCGGUUGGGGAGUUGGAGGUAUUGAAGCAGAGGCAGCAAUGCUCGGUCAGCCAAUGAGUAUGGUGUUGCCGGGUGUUGUUGGAUUCAAGUUAUCUGGACAAUUGAGAAAUGGUGUCACUGCUACUGACUUGGUUUUAACUGUUACACAAAUGCUAAGGAAGCAUGGUGUUGUUGGAAAAUUUGUUGAAUUUUAUGGUGAUGGUGUGGGUGAAAUAUCAUUAGCUGACAGGGCGACCAUUGCAAACAUGUCCCCUGAGUAUGGUGCUACUAUGGGAUUCUUCCCUGUAGAUCACGUGACUUUACAAUAUCUCAAAUUAACUGGUAGAAGUGAUGACACUGUGUCAAUGAUAGAAGCUUAUCUGCGUGCAAACAAAAUGUUUGUUGACUACAAUGAGCCUGAACAAGAAAAAGCUUACUCAUCUUACUUGCAUCUGGACCUGGAAAAUGUGGAACCAUGUAUUUCAGGGCCAAAGAGACCUCAUGAUCGUGUCCCUUUGAAAGAAAUGAAGGCUGAUUGGCAUUCAUGCCUUGAUAACAAAGUUGGAUUCAAGGGCUUUGCAGUGCCGAAGGAGGCACAAGAAAAAGUGGCCAAGUUUUCAUUCCAUGGACAGCCUGCGGAGCUUAAGCAUGGUAGUGUGGUGAUUGCUGCUAUCACGAGUUGUACAAAUACAUCGAACCCUAGUGUUAUGCUAGGGGCAGGCCUUGUUGCAAAGAAAGCUUCUGAGCUGGGUUUACAGGUGAAACCAUGGAUAAAAACUAGCCUUGCUCCAGGCUCUGGAGUUGUAACAAAAUAUUUACUGCAGAGUGGGCUACAGAAAUACUUAAAUGAGCAAGGCUUCCACAUUGUCGGAUAUGGCUGCACAACGUGCAUAGGAAACUCUGGAGAUUUGGACGAAUCAGUAGCUGUUGCUGUAUCAGAAAAUGACAUUGUUGCAUCUGCUGUGCUAUCUGGGAAUCGGAACUUUGAGGGUCGUGUCCAUCCCCUGACAAGAGCAAACUAUCUUGCUUCUCCUCCUCUAGUGGUUGCAUAUGCACUUGCUGGCACGGUUGACAUUGACUUUGAGAAAGAGCCAAUUGGUGUAGGUAAGGAUGGUAAGGAUGUCUAUUUCAAGGAUAUCUGGCCAUCAACUGAAGAGAUUGCAGAGGCAGUUCAAUCUAGUGUAUUACCUGAUAUGUUCAAGAGCACAUAUGAAGCCAUCACGGAGGGUAAUCCCAUGUGGAAUCAACUAUUGGUGCCCACUUCCAAGUUAUACUCAUGGGACUCAAAUUCUACUUACAUUCAUGAGCCACCUUACUUUAAGAAUAUGACCAUGGAUCCUCCUGGUCCACAUGGAGUGAAAGAUGCGUACUGCCUGCUCAACUUUGGGGAUAGCAUUACAACAGAUCACAUCUCACCAGCCGGAAGCAUCCACAAGGAUAGUCCAGCUGCCAAGUAUCUUAUGGAGAAUGGGGUUGAUCGCAAGGAUUUCAACUCCUAUGGCAGUCGUCGUGGUAAUGAUGAAAUAAUGGCUAGGGGAACUUUCGCAAAUAUCCGUCUUGUGAACAAGUUAUUGAAUGGGGAAGUUGCUCCAAUGACAGUUCACAUUCCCACAGGAGAAAAACUUUAUGUUUUUGAUGCUGCAAUGAGAUACAAAUCUGCCGGACAGGACACUGUUGUCUUGGCUGGUGCAGAGUAUGGAAGCGGAAGCUCCCGAGAUUGGGCUGCCAAGGGGCCAAUGUUGUUGGGAGUUAAAGCAGUGAUUGCCAAAAGCUUUGAAAGGAUCCAUCGUAGUAAUCUUGUGGGGAUGGGCAUUAUUCCUUUAUGUUUCAAGUCUGGUGAGGAUGCAGACACACUAGGAUUGACAGGUCAUGAGCGUUACACCAUUGAUCUUCCUAACAAAAUCUCGGAUAUCCGGCCCGGUCAAGAUGUUACUGUCCAGACUGACAGUGGAAAAUCCUUCACUUGCACUGUCCGUUUUGAUACUGAGGUAGAGUUAGCUUAUUUCAACCACGGUGGUAUACUUCCGUAUGUUAUUCGCCAAUUAACUAACCAAUAA
Fraxinus pennsylvanica is the source of this 2979-nucleotide messenger RNA. Lineage: Eukaryota; Viridiplantae; Streptophyta; Magnoliopsida; Lamiales; Oleaceae. The record is from the annotation of a GenBank genome assembly.